UUGUAUGACACUCUGUUAAGCCAGACUGUCACCAAGUGCCAGACGGAACGCCCUGUCUGGGAGAUAAUAAUAAUAAAAAAUAAACAAGAAAAUAAUUAAAUAAAUAAAGAAAGUUCAGUGCUCGUGUGUGUUUGUGUGAAAUGAGUAGUGCAAUGGAAAUGACUACCAAAAGCUUAAUAGUGCUUAUAUGCGUGGCGGUUCUCUUCCGGGAAUCGAACGCGCGACCGCCCUGGCUCAGCCAAAACAGCGACGUGUUCAGGCAGUCCGCAGAGUGUCAUACAGACGACGAGCUCCUAGACCUCUGCCAAAGGUGUGCCAAGCUGACCAAGUCCAAGCUAGCAUUACCAGCUUGCUGUUCAACUGAUAUGGAAGCCAGGAAAUGGUGUUCAGACUACGUUUACUUCGGGCGAGGGGAAUAUGACUUCUAUGCCGAUUGAAAUAGAGAAUAGUAUUGCAUGUGUUUUACUUGUAGGAUCGUGUGUUGUGAGCGGUCCAUAAUGAGUUGUGUGGAUUUUCCUCCUGGCCUUAGCUGUCUUGGAGUUAUAAGAACAAUCGUU
Molecule: messenger RNA, 557 nt
Organism: Ostrinia furnacalis (Asian corn borer)
Lineage: Eukaryota; Metazoa; Arthropoda; Insecta; Lepidoptera; Crambidae
Exons: 3
Coding region: 141-437 (98 amino acids)
Source: RefSeq, a predicted model, not a curated record